This is a messenger RNA of Periconia digitata, 789 nucleotides long. The record is from the annotation of a GenBank genome assembly. Lineage: Eukaryota; Fungi; Ascomycota; Dothideomycetes; Pleosporales; Periconiaceae.
GCGCAUCCAGGAACGCGCGGAACUGUUGAGCAUGCUUCCCAAAUGAGUUUCAUCCAACGCGCCACCAGCGCGGCCCCGCCAGGCUACGAGACGCCAGAAUUUCCCUCCUUAUACUGGCCUCUUCCGAUAAAGGGCGCAGAUACUUAUUAUCUCUAUAAGCCAGGUGACAUAUGGCGGUUCACUAUGUUAUGGACGCUAGUGUUUUUCAUCGCCAUACACCUUGCAGCCGCUGCUUGGGCUUGUAUCAUACAAUGGCGAAACUGGAGGUUGAUUUGGAUUGCUCCGAUUGUUUUUGUAGUGGUCGGCGGAGCGCAGGGGUUCAUCGCGGGUAGCGUGGUUGGCGGACUACUUGGCGGUGUUUAUCAAGCCGGAUACUUCAAGAUGUCGACAUGGAUACCCUUCGUGUGGGCAUUGGUGAACGCCUUGGUGCUCAUUCUCUCAUCGUUCGCCAUACAUGCUACGGUUUUGAAUCAAGAUGUCCGACACAACAACUGCGCUCGUGUAAAGAAUUGGGAGAGCGGAAGGACUUUGUAUAAAGAGAAAAUCCUGAAACCGAACAUUGAAGCUCAUCAAUUGCUUGUGAAAGUGUCACACGUUGCCCAGAACCGCACUGACGUCCAGUCGUACGAUUGCAAUGCCUUUGGGGAAGGGUCGGUUUUUGGCUGCGAUUUCGCCGGAGAAGUCGAAUCUGUUGGCGCUUUUAGGAAGGGUUUAGAUGCUGUUGAGGAUGGAUAUCAAGAAUAUCGUUAUGGAAAGAUCUCUGCUUUUAAGAUUGUGUACGAGCUUUAG